AUGGCUACGGCAGAAGUGGAGAACAGAGAGUGGUAUGUUGCUAGUUAUGCAUCAACUGGUGUUCCCAAUUCUGACCAUAUUAAGCUACGCACUGUCACUCUAUCGCUACGAGCGGAAUGUAUUCCCGAUAAUCAUGUAGCAUUCCAAAUCCUCUAUGUCUCUAUUGAUCCAUACAUGCGCACUCAAUUGAGUGGCCUCGAUGAUGGCCUCUCUCUUCCUCAAAUCCCACUCGGUCAGGUGAUAAGAGCAUUUGGAAUAGGGAAGGUGGUUCGAUCUAAGGACGCCAAAUUUUCAGAGGGAGAAAUAGUAACGAGCCGUUUUUGCCCUGUUUCUGAAUUUGGUGUUCUGCCUUCUAAUUUGCUUCAGAAAAUUAAGCCUGGCGAUGGAGUUGCCUUGCCGGAUUAUCUUAGUUCCUUAGGAAUGCCUGGAAUGACAGCAUGGGUGGGCAUAGAAAAGAUUGGAAAUGCUAAAGAGGGAUCAAAUGUUUACAUAUCGGCCGCAGCCGGAGGAGUUGGAAUCAUAGCUGGACAGCUAGCUAAAGUUAAAGGUUGUCGAGUUGUCGGAAGUGUAGGCUCUGAUCAUAAGGUGAAGUUGUUGAAAGAAGAAUAUGGGUACGAUGAAGCUUUUAAUUACCGUAUAGAGACAGAUUAUGAUGCUGCAUUAACCAAAUAUUUUCCGGAUGGAAUUGAUGUAUAUUUUGACAAUGUUGGUGGUAAAAUGCUUGAGGCUGUCCUUAAUCACGUCAACCAUGGAGCUCGUAUUGCACUUUGUGGAAUGAUAUCCGAGUAUAAUAAGGUUUGGACAGAAAGAGAAGGAGUUAGGAAUUUAUUGAACAUGGUGGGUAAAGAAGUUAUGAUGAAAGGGUUUAUGGUGCCUUCCUAUUUUAAUCACUUUGAGGAAUUUAUAAAGGAGAUGGAAGUUCACUUGAAAGAAGGCAAAAUAAAGUCCAAGCACAAAAUCUAUAAUGGUAUUGAGAGCUUUUUGGAGAGUUUAACAUCUCUAUUUACUAGCUCCAAUGUUGGAAAAGUAAUUCUUCAAGUUACUCCUUAAAAGUAAUUCUCAGAAUGAUUAAACAAGCAAAAA
Solanum verrucosum is the source of this 1083-nucleotide messenger RNA. RefSeq names its product 2-alkenal reductase (NADP(+)-dependent)-like. The coding region runs from base 1 to 1050 and encodes 349 amino acids. The record is from RefSeq and is a predicted model, not a curated record. The transcript is spliced from 6 exons. NCBI's taxonomy places the organism in Eukaryota, Viridiplantae, Streptophyta, Magnoliopsida, Solanales, Solanaceae. Gene Ontology annotation, molecular function: 2-alkenal reductase [NAD(P)H] activity.